This is a messenger RNA of Gossypium raimondii (Peruvian cotton), 1570 nucleotides long. Its product is annotated as L-tryptophan--pyruvate aminotransferase 1. Gene Ontology annotation, biological process: amino acid metabolic process. The record is from RefSeq and is a predicted model, not a curated record. NCBI's taxonomy places the organism in Eukaryota, Viridiplantae, Streptophyta, Magnoliopsida, Malvales, Malvaceae. The transcript has 5 exons. Gene Ontology annotation, molecular function: carbon-sulfur lyase activity; transaminase activity. Bases 85 to 1290 code for a protein of 401 amino acids.
UCCACAUCAUACCCCAAAACAUUAUUUGCUUGCUAAAGAAAAAAAAAAUAGUAUAAUUUCACAUUCACUUUUAUAGAAGCCAAGAUGGUGGUCGGCUUUGAGAAGGCAGUUUCCGCUACGAAAUCCGUCGUGACCUCCGCCAAGAAGGCACCCACUACUCUCUCCUCCGACCGUGUCAUCAACUUCGCUCGUGGUGAUCCUACCAUGUACGAGUCAUACUGGAGGCAAAUGGGAGAGAAAUGCACGAUCGUGAUCUCUGGCCAUAAUUUGAUGAGCUACUUCAGCAACGCGGGACACUUUUGCUGGUUUUUGAUGCCGGAGCUCGAUCGUGCCAUCCGGAGGUUGCAUUGCGUCGUUGGAAAUGCAGUGGUUGACGAUGAUCGAUAUAUCGUGGUAGGCAAUGGCUCAACCCAGCUCUUCCAGGCCGUGCUCUACGCCCUCUCUUCUUCCUACGACCCUGACACUGAGCCCCUCAGCGUCGUCGCCGCCGCCCCUUUCUACUCGUCAUAUCCAGAGGAAACGGACUUCCUCCGUUCAGGGCUGUACAAAUGGGCAGGCGAUGCUUACUCCUUUGAUAAAGAUGGAGCAUACAUAGAGGUGGUCACUUCGCCCAACAAUCCUGAUGGUGCAAUUCGAGAAGCAGUGGUGAAUCGUGAUGGUGGUAAACUUAUUCACGACUUAGCCUACUAUUGGCCUCAAUACACCCCCAUUACUGGUAAGGCUGAUAAUGAUAUUAUGCUUUUCACCUUCUCCAAAGCCACUGGACAUGCUGGUUCCCGCAUCGGAUGGGCUAUCGUUAAGGAUAUAGAAGUGGCAACCAAGAUGGUUAAGUUCAUGGAGCUGAGUAGCAUAGGGGUGUCGAAAGAAUCCCAACUCCGUGCUGCCAAGAUUCUCGAAGUGAUCAGUGACGACUGCCAGAAUUCUGCGCCUGAUAAAGAGGAAAAUUUCUUUGAAUAUGGACAUCGGCUCAUGUCUGAUAGAUGGGAAAAGCUGCGUGAGGUGGUUAAACGCAAUGGAGUUUUCAGUCUGCCUAAGUACCCUCAAGAUUACUGCAACUUCAUUGGCAAAUACACUGAUCCAAGCCCUGCCUUUGCAUGGUUGAAGAGCAAGGACGGGUUGAACUGUGACAAUCUCUUAAGAGAGCUUAAGAUAGUCACAAGGGGCGGAACAAAUUUUGGGGUGGACUCAAAUUAUACAAGGAUUAGCAUGCUGAGUCCUGAUGAGGAUUUUAACCUUCUCUUGGAGAGGUUGUCUGCAAUCAAAGGCACCAUCAUCAAUGGAAAUAAUUAGUUUUGAUGAAGAUCAAAAGCCUUCGUUCUUCUUUAGGUGUAUAGGUUUGAGUCUUUAGACUUCAGCUCCAUACGGAGUCAGUAUAGAAUGCUUUUUUUCUGGGUCUUAAAAAGGUUGGGGCUUAUUUCUAUGGUUUAAACAGUUCAUUCCAUCUAUUAUGGUUUUACAUCCAUGUUGCUCGUUUAACUAUGUUAGUUUUAAUUAUAUUUUAAAUGCAUGAAAAGUACUUUGACAAAUUAAAUGUAUCACAUCAAAUCAAACACAUACCCAAGCUAAAAGU